Molecule: messenger RNA, 3597 nt
Organism: Podarcis muralis (Common wall lizard)
Lineage: Eukaryota; Metazoa; Chordata; Lepidosauria; Squamata; Lacertidae
Gene: SHISA5
Product: shisa family member 5
Source: RefSeq, a predicted model, not a curated record
CCGGAGGAGGAGGAGGAGGGGGCGGGAGGAGGCGUGGCCGCGGCUCUUCGCUUUCGGGCAACGCGAGCUACUCAGUUGUGAGGCGCGGAGUCGUCCCGGUGGGUCUGUGGCUGCUGCUCGCGGGCUGACUGAGGGGAGGGGGAGGAUGGCCUGCGCCCGGAGCCCUUUCCUGACCUCCUGCGCCUUCCUGGCGCUCUUUCUCCUGGUGCCUGGCAGUUUCUGUGAAGACUGCAUGGAAUACACCAAUUCUAAUGGAAUUCUGAAACCAGCACUAUCUUGUCCAGCAUUCUGCUGUGGAACUUGCAACGACCGAUAUUGCUGCUCAGACGGCAUGCAAAGAUUGGUUAAAUAUGAGCAACUUGUAUGUGAUGCAGAAAGCUCAGAUCUAGAUAUCAUCUCAGACAUGUACAAAUCAAACGACUUUGGCUUCGACUCUCAACCCAGCGGGACUGUCAUAGCUGUUGGUGUUUCCAUAUUUGUACUGUUUGUGGUGACCAUCAUUUUCUGCUUCACCUGUUCAUGUUGCUGCCUGUAUAAAGCAUGCCGAAGACAACCACGGCCUGUCGUGACCACAACUACAGCCACAACUGUGGUGCAGGUGCCAUAUCCUCAGCAGCCUGGGAUGCCACCACAGGGUUACCCUGUAGGGAUGUAUCAAGGAUAUAAUCCUCUGCCAGUGCAACCGCAGCAGGGGAUGCCAGCAGCACCCUACCCAACACAGUACCCUCCACCUUACCCCACACAGCCUGCAGGACCACCACCCUACCAUGAAACCAUGGCAGCUGGAGCUCCUGCAGUUCAGCCACCUUAUAACCCAGCAUACAUGGAUCCUCCAAAGCAUUAACUUCAAAUGGAUUUACUGCUCUGUAUCUGCGCAGAAGCCUUUUCAAACAGAAUCUAUAUUGUGGCAUACUUUCUAAAAAUACUACUCUGAUGCAGGUGGGGUAGAAGCCCUGACACUAUUUGUUUGCUUUUUAAUACCUUGAACACCACAAGAAAAAAAAAAAGAUCUAUCACCUGGAUUUGUUUUCCUAUAUCUCAAUUUAAAUUGUUGAUAGUGUCUUAAAAAGACAACUUCGGAGUAAGAGUCAUGGAUAUGCCAUACAAUAAUUUGAAGUCUAGUGAAACGGAGUCGUUGAUAAGACGAGUAGCAACAAGUGUCUGCUACCAUGAUUUUGCCAGUAAUUGUUAAUGCUUAUAAAAUGAGAGGUGUACCUCAACAAAAUCAGUGUAAAAACUGGAUAUACUUUUUCCAGUUAACUAUUGCAAAGUAAAAUCUAAUGAACAGAAGUAAGAGAAAUAGUACUGAGUAGAAUGUUUUGGUUUUUUGGCAAGAAAUAGUGUAAGUUGUUAAAGAAAACUUUUCUGUAUUUGUGCAGUAAUUGCAUAGUCAUUUGCUUCAUUAUGCUUUCACAGUUUUAAUUUCAAGCAUGUCAGUUUCAUAGGUAACUUUCCUCUGUCUAAUAUUCCAGUUUCCCCUUUCCUCAAAACGACAACAACAACAACAACCAAAAGUACUGUACCACUGCAUGAACAUGGUUGCAUGAGAUCAUUAAUCAUCUUAACAUGUCAGACCUGCAGUACAAUGUUAGGCUUAGUAGGCUUAGUAGAAGAGCUGGAUAUAAAUACAUAAAUAUUGUAUUCUCCUGUUCUGAUCCUAAUGUUCCUGUUGAGAGUGCCAGCCAAACAUGCCUUCCUCCAUGUAUAAGGAAGCUUAGGCAUUCCACCCUGCCUCUCCUUUUCAUUAUUUUUCCUGUCUGGCAGUUCAACAUUCCAUGGGUACUGAGCAUGCUCAUAAGGAAAACCCUACAGCAUCAGACCAAAGACUUGUCUAGCACAGCAUUUUGUUUUCUGUAGCCAACCAAAUGCCUAUGGGAAGCCCACAAGCCACAGUAGUAUUCUCCCACUCAUGAUAGCGCAGGAACUGGUUUUCUGAGGUAUACUGUCCCUGAUGCUGGAGGUAAUAUAGCCAACAUGGCUAGUUGCCUGUUAUUUUCUCUGUAAAUCUUUCUAAUGCCCCUUCAGAACCAUUUAUUUUCUUUAUUCGAAGCUGCUUAACAGUGCAGCACUCUCCAUACAUACUUGGAAGUAAGUCUCCUGGAGAGCAAUGGGCUUUUUACUCCCAGGUAGUAUAGGAUUGCACCUUAAAUAGACUCACAGAAAUUUGCUUCCAGCUCUUAAUGGGUUUCUGUACCUGCCUGCAUCUAUCCAUGUACCAAAACCAUCACAAACCACUGUCAGAAUUGCUUUCGCUGUGAAGGAGAAAUGUGAAGAGGAGGCAACCUGUUUUUGGAGCUGCAGUUUCUCAUUGCGGAUUGCUCCUAUGUAGUUAUAAGUUGGAGUCCCUGCAUUUCUCUGUGUGAGCAACCAAUGCUUUGAGGAGUGCUACUGUGAUCUUGGUGCCUUCUUAAACGUCUUUAUAUAGUUCUUUCUGUUGCAUUUUCCUAUUCAAGAAUUUUCUGGUAAAAUGACUAAGGCUGCAAUCAUGUACCCUUAACCUAGGAGUAAGCCCCAUUGAACUCAGUGGGACUUGCUUUUGAGGGAAUGUGCAUAGGAUUGCAACGUGGAUCAUGUUAUGUAGGCAUAGACCUCUCUCUUCAUGAGAUUGCAUAUGGUCUACAUUCUACUAAUGUAAAAUGAAAAGUUAUAGAAACUAGCAUUGACUACAUUUCCUUACCGUGACUUGUAAUGGGGAAAAGUCCUGUCUUAUGGUGAUUAUUGGGGAUGUUAGGAAGGCUAUAUAGAUAUUGAUUUUCAUGUGCUGUGUUAAGCUCUACUUUUUCUUUCUGGGUGUAUAGUAACAAACUGCUGAAAAGUGUGUCUUUCUCUACCUCCUUCAGGAAAAGCAUCAGAGUUAUCUUAAUUCACCAUUGUGCCAGCAUGGAUUGAAACCCUGUCCACCCUUCCACAUAAGUGAUUGUAUCACAAAGCAUAGCUCUGUUGACUGCCAUCACUUUGCCAUGGUCAUGAGACAGUAUCUUGUGUGUUUUUAACCUUCCUUCCCAGUAUUAGGUAGAGUUUGGUGGGAGUGAGGGUUAGGAAGAAACUAUAUGAUCAUUAAAAGGUAUCAACAUCAUGAGUAAUUCCUGUUCCAUUGUGACCUGUGAAAUAUCAGCUCACAUAGUCACAUGAUGACACCAGUGUGUAUCUAUGAGCAGAAUUCAAGUGUUUGCUUACAUACAACAAGUAUUUCAUUAUUUGCAAUCCUGCUGUUACAUGAGUCUUGUUUAACUCAAUAGUGCUUAUAUGUGAGUAUCUGAGGGGAAAAUUGUGGCCUGUGAAAUACUGUGUGUGUUAUAUAUGUCAAUUUAAUAAAAAAAUUGUUUACUGAAGCAGAAGGGAAAUUGAAUUUCAGCUUCAUAUUGUAGAUUUUCAGUGUUUACUUUUUUAUUGUGAACUUUGGAAGUGCCUUUCACAGACUUUUCAAACUGCAUUAUUGUAGUCAGUGUACUAUAUAUCAAUAUACAAUGCAAUUCUUUUUUAUAUUGUUUUUUUAAAAAACUAAUCCUGAUUUGUAUGUUGCUUAUAGUAAACAAGACAAUUCAAAAGGAUUGGCAUGUUUGCAGCUUUUUAUAAUAAAUAUAUUGUCAAAACGUA